CCUUCGCGGCCCGUGGAGGACCACCCAGCAGGGUCCUGGGCCCACAGCCAGGCCUUUACUGCUCCUGGGGCUGUGCCACGUGCUGGACGGGGGUCUGGGCCACCUCCUCCCUGAAGCCCAUCAGGCAGGCAAGGCCCGGGUCUGACAGCAGAAGGCCUGGAUGCUCCCCGGGUAGGGAAGCCAAGUAACUACCAGUUGAAGGGUCAUCCCCAAAACAGCAUCUACUCGAGUAGAAAGAACCCAGGAUUGGAUCAGGUCUAAUUUUGAAUCCAAACUGCUCCAUUUCUGGCUGCAUAGCUUGGGGUCCUGUUUCCUCAUCCGCCAGACGCCUGUUACUCACGCAGCUCUCUGAAGCUGUCGGAUUUGAUGAACCGGAAGUAGUAUCAGGCCCAAGUCUGGAGCUGCACAGACUGGAGUGUCUCCUGUCUGUGUUGAGGAAGGGGGGCAUCCCUGUGGGCCUGAGCUGGGCUAAGACAUGAGGCCACCCUCUCUUUUCCUUUCUCCGCCAUCGUGAUGUGUUCUUGCCUCCGCUUCUCACCAUGUCUUCUCACAAGACUUUCAGGAUUAAGCGAUUCCUGGCCAGGAAACAAAAGCAAAAUCGUCCCAUUCCCCAGUGGAUUCGGAUGAAAACUGGAAAUAAAAUCAGAUGGGAGGCCAGGCCUGCAGCUGGUGGAGGGGGCCACGUGGGUGCUACCCUGGACACGGCCAGAGAUGAGCAAGAACCAAGAGGAAGAGGAUGGAGAGGCAGAAGCAUCACCCUGUUUGGGAGAGGAGGGACAGGAGGACGCAGAAGCCUCCUAGGAGAAACUGAAGGACCAGAGGAGGGAGCAGGAGGGCCUGACCAUGGAGGGGAGGAAGGGGAAGACAGAGUGACAGGGCACCUGGCUUGGCUCCUGGAGCAACUGACACUGGCUGGGCCCCUGCCCCUCAGCUUCCUGAUAAAGAGAAUUGGAACUGUGUCCUUGACAAGACGCCUGCAAGCCACCACUUAUUCAUCUAUUGCACAUUUAUUGAGCGCCUAUUAUGCCUCGGGGGGUUUCCAACCGAGCCCCGAAGGCAGACAGCCCAGGAGCGGACACAGCGCUGGCUCCCAGCGGCGAGUGGUGUGGACGAACCCGCGUCGCGCUGCCCUGCACCCAACACCCUCGCGCCAGGUCGAUCUCCGAGCCGCGCAGACCGCUGCCCCGCCAGGCCGCUCUGCGGUCGCGCCAGCUGUGCGCGCCAAGUCAAAAGCUGAAAUGCGACGUUGGACGGAGGAGGGAGGAGAGGGAAAGCAGAGAGGGAGGGAGGGAAACGGCCGGUGGCCUCUUCUGCCCAAAGAGUUUCAGAAGAAACGAUUUGGGGAGGGGGUAUGGGAGGCGGCCUCUGCGACCUAG
Molecule: messenger RNA, 1376 nt
Organism: Piliocolobus tephrosceles (Ugandan red Colobus)
Lineage: Eukaryota; Metazoa; Chordata; Mammalia; Primates; Cercopithecidae
Exons: 4
Coding region: 540-1376 (278 amino acids)
Biological process (GO): translation
Cellular component (GO): cytosolic large ribosomal subunit; ribosome
Molecular function (GO): structural constituent of ribosome
Source: RefSeq, a predicted model, not a curated record